Messenger RNA from Ilex paraguariensis (yerba mate), 549 nucleotides. Lineage: Eukaryota; Viridiplantae; Streptophyta; Magnoliopsida; Aquifoliales; Aquifoliaceae. The record is from the annotation of a GenBank genome assembly.
AUGUCAACACUCUCAACGUUCCUCAUUCUCGAUCUUGUCUGUCUUCUCUCUCUACUCUUUCACUGUCACUCUCGCGAAGCCACUGAUUCGAAGCUUCAAAACGGCGCCGUUAAUGUCAGUGAAUUGAGAUCCAAGGAAAGCAGCUUCGCUGAUAUGUUCGAUCGAGCGUUGAAUAAGGAAUUCAACGAUACCAAUGAACAGUCCGAAGCUACUGAUCCUGGGAGCUUCAACAACAGUGUCGCCGGACAACAGGUUUUCACUCCCGGGCCCAAAAUUCAAUUUUUUUUAUUAGAUAAAACUUGUGCAGUAGCCUAUGAAAUUUUGACACAUGGAACCAUAGGCGGAUAUGUGGCAAGUCUAAGGAGGGGCCACGAACUGAUGUGGAGGGACAGGCCCACCCUCGCGUGGCAAUGGCCACGGAAAGUGACCAAUAACCACAGUAAGUGGUCAACACCACAGAGGGGCGAGGAGGCGCAUACUGAUGUGGUGGGACAGGCCCACCCUCGCGUGGCAAUGGUCACGGGCAAGACUGACAUUGCGAGGGUUUAG